Messenger RNA from Trichoplax adhaerens, 10920 nucleotides. RefSeq lists its product as uncharacterized. The transcript has 67 exons. Gene Ontology annotation, molecular function: calcium ion binding. The record is from RefSeq and is a predicted model, not a curated record. NCBI's taxonomy places the organism in Eukaryota, Metazoa, Placozoa, Uniplacotomia, Trichoplacea, Trichoplacidae. Bases 1 to 10920 code for a protein of 3639 amino acids. Gene Ontology annotation, cellular component: membrane.
AUGGUAGAGGAUUUUGUACAAUCAUUCCAUUUGGAAAUCACUUUAGAUGUUCAUGCUAUGCUGGCUAUACAGGGCAUCAAUGCCAAACAGCCUUACAGACUCAAAGAUAUCCUUGUGAUCAGAACCCUUGCAAAUUUGGUACCUGCUAUAACACGUACAAUGGAUCCCAAUCAGGAUAUAUUUGCCUUUGUAAAAAAGGCUAUUUUGGAAAUAAGUGCUAUUUUGAAGAGAAAAGUUAUUGUCCUAGCGCGUGUGCAAGCUCUCCAUGUAGCAAAAAUGGGCUAUGCGUUAAUCAGAAUCAAGGUAACACUUACAAGUGUUUAUGUAAAGAAGGCUAUACUGGUGCUAUUUGUCAAAGUCAAACGACUCAUAAGCCUAAUAAUUAUAGCACAAGUGCCCCCACUUAGUAAACCAAUUAAUUCACCUCAAGUGAGAUUAGUUGGUGGACGUAACCGAUUUGAGGGUCGCGUCGAAGUAUUGCACAAUAAUAAGUGGGGUACAAUAUGCGAUAACGGUUGGGAUCUCCAGGAUGCCAAGGUAGUUUGCCGGCAACUUGGAUUUCAAACAGCUGUUGGUAAAGCAUGCUGUGGUAAUUUUGGUCGAGGUACAGGCACUGUCUGGUUAAGCAAUGUAAACUGUACUGGUUACGAGAAUUCAUUAGGAAACUGCUGUCUUGGUACUUAUGGCUCUAAUCAAUGCAGCCAUGCUAAUGACGCAGGAGUCAUGUGCACAGGUCAGAAUAUAAAUGGAGAUUUAAGAUUAGUUGAUAGCCAAAACAAGAAUCAUAAAAGCGGAAGAGUUGAAACAUUCUAUAAUGGCACAUGGGGAACCAUUUGCGGUGACCCUUUCGACUUACUAUCAGCGAAUGUUGUUUGUCGUCAGCUCGGAUUUGCAAAAGCUUCCAGCUUCUCAACUAUUAGUCCUAACUCUGCCAAGUAUCAAAACGUACCAAUUCAUUUGGAUAAUGUUCACUGUUCAGGUUCUGAAAGUUCAUUAAUUAAAUGUGCACAUGGUGGUUGGAGUAGUAAUAAUUGCAAGCACAGUCAAGAUGUCAGCGUUACCUGUCAAGAUGCUUGCGAAGUUACACCAUGUGUCAAUGGUACAUGUAUUCAAGGAUCUGGUAAAAGUUUUUGUGCAUGUUCCCCUGGCUACGGUGGAAAAUUAUGUCAGUUCAAGGACAGCUGUGCAACCCACCCUUGUCCAUCUAACGCUACAUGUCAAAAUGUACAGACUGGUUUCUCUUGCAAAUGUCCGGAAGGAUACUAUGGACGAUCAUGUGAACUUGGACCUGCAGCUGAGGGAGAUAUCCACUUAGUUAAUAGUACCCUUAGAAACUCUGGACGAUUAGAAAUUUUCCAUAAUGGUAUUUGGGGAACGAUAUGCGGUCAGAACUUUGAUAUGAAAAGUGCUACCGUCGCUUGCCGUCAAUUAGGAUACAAGUAUUCUCAAAAUUUCCAAUGCUGUGGAAAUAACGGAAUUGGCAAUAGCUAUAUGUGGCUGGAUUCAGUUCACUGUUAUGGUAAUGAAACUAGCUUAACAAACUGUCCACAUAGUGGGUGGGGUCUAAGACGUUGCAGUGCAAGAAAUACGGUUUCUGUUUCCUGUACAAGUAACCCUUGUCAGGCUAAUUUAUGCCAAAAUGGUAUUUGCACCCUAAUUGGAAAUGGCUACUCAUGCAGUUGUUAUCAAGGCUGGAACGGCUCUAAUUGCGAUGUAGUUGCAAUGAAAAAUUCUUCAUGUAUCCCAAAUCGUUGCGUUAAUGGUAACUGUCUUGAAAUUAACAAUUUACAAUAUUCUUGUAACUGUUCAAGUGGCUAUACUGGAGUAAACUGUGAAUCAGAAAACUCAUGUGGUUCUUCACCAUGCAGUCGCGGCACAUGCAUUAAUGCCUACCCUGGAUAUAAUUGCACCUGUCCCAUAGGAUGGGGAGGCAAAAUUUGUGAUAUGAGUAUUAGCUGCUCCUCAUCUCCCUGUGCUAGCAAUGCAACAUGUACUAACAAACUAAAUGGUGGUUAUACCUGCAAUUGCCCAAUGGACUUUUACGGAAAAAAUUGUGAAAUGGGUCCAGCAGAUGAUUACACGAUUAUGAUAUCCGCUAGCAACAACCCUAGCAGUGGCUUGAUCAACAUAUUUUUCAACUCAACCUGGGGAACUAUAUGUGAUCAAAAUUUUGAUAUGAUGGAUGCAGUUGUUGCUUGUCGUCAACUAGGCUAUGUGACAGCGGCUGGCUUUAGGUGUUGUGCUGGAUACGGCCAAGGAAACGGACCAGUCUUCUUUACCGAUUUUGCUUGCAAAGGAAAUGAAACACAAUUGUCGGAUUGCGAUCAUCAAAUGCUUCUGGGUAGCUCCGCUAUGUGUGAUCAUACGAAAGAUGUUGGUAUUCAGUGUUCAAACGAUCCCUGUGGAUCUUCGCCCUGUAUGAACGGAAAAUGUAGUAAAUUAGGUGAUGGGUUUAACUGCACUUGCAAUGUAGGCUUCAGAGGAGAUCUUUGUCAAUUCAUUGAUAGCUGCACAACUCAGCCAUGUGUAGCAAAUUCAACAUGCCAAAACAUUCAAAAUAGCCACACUUGUCUUUGUCAAUCUAAUAAGUAUGGAAAUCUUUGCCAGCAAGAUAACCCACCACAAGAAGGAAUGGUACAGUUAGCGGGGACUACGUCUGCUACAAGAGGAAGAGUAGAAAUUUAUCAUAGCGGCAAAUGGGGUUCAAUUUGUGGAAAUAACUUCACAUAUAGUGAUGCCUAUGUUGUAUGUCGACAGCUAGGAUUUUCAACUGCUGUAUCAUUUACUACCAAGGCUAAUACUUAUGGACAAGGUCAUGGCAAAAUUUGGUUGUCAUAUUUACGAUGUUACGGCAAUGAAUCAUCCAUAACGAGCUGUCAACAACGUAGCCAAUGGGGCUCAAGUUCUUGUCAGCACACGCAAGAUGCAGGCGUUUCAUGCUCAAAGACAAUAUGCGAUUCGAAUCCUUGUGAUUUCGGAUUGUGUACCAGUAACGCAACAAGUUAUUCAUGUAACUGUAAUUUUGGAUUUACGGGCAGUAGAUGUGAACUGAGAGAUACAUGUCUUUCUAAUCCUUGUCCUUCCAAUGGAACCUGUACUGUUAAUUCCAAUGGCUAUAACUGUUUAUGUCCACAAAAUUCAUAUGGAUCUUUCUGUCAAUUUCGUCCUUUAAAAAAUAGAGCUAUCCGAUUAGUUGGAGGCACCGUGUUAUCUGGCCGUCUUGAAAUAUAUUAUAAUAACAGUUGGGGUACAGUUUAUGAUCGGAACUUUAGCCGAGUUGAAGGUGAUGUUGCUUGUCGUGAAAUGGGAUAUGCUCGCGCUGGGCAAGUGCGUUGCUGCGGUGCAUAUGGAGCUGGCCAAGGCCCAGUGUGGCUAGAUGAAGUUAAAUGUAAUGGCAAUGAAAGUACUUUAGCUUCUUGCAAACUGGGUGCAUGGGGAAAUAAGCAAUGCGAUCACCGCCGAGAUGUGGGUUUAAUUUGUCAAAGAAAUCCUUGUUUUCCUUCAUCGCCUUGUCUAUACGGUUCCUGUGUUGUUAAUGGAAAUUCUUAUACUUGCACUUGCUAUCCGGGGUUCACUGGGAUUAACUGUAACACAAGAAUCAACCAUUGUGACGCUAAUCCUUGUCCAAAUAAUGCAACAUGUUCCAAUUUUAAUGAUGGUUAUCGCUGUCUGUGCCCUGGAGCUUCUUUCGGGGAACAAUGUCAAUUUGAUCAGCCCAAAGAUUAUGACAUCACGCUAGAUUAUACCCAUGCACCUGGACAAGGCUACUUGUUAGUUUAUCUUAAUCAAACCUGGGGCAGAAUCUGUUUUGAUGGUUACACUAGAUACAGCCAGUUCAAUAAUGAAAUUAUUUGUCGUCAGCUUGGUUAUACAUCAUUCGAAAACUGGCUAGCACCAGCUUCCUUCACCUCAGAAAGACCAAUAAUUAUGAACGAUCUAUACUGCAAAGGCAUAGAAUCGAAAAUAUCCCAAUGUGAACAUAGCAAAAGCAAUGUUGGUUAUUGUACAAGGAAUCGCAAUAGGCCCAUUGGCGUUAAAUGCUCAGAUCAUCAAUGCUCUCAGAAUAAUCAUUGCAAUCAUGGAUACUGUAUUAUUUUAAGCAGUAAUACAUAUUCAUGUGUCUGUGAACCAGGUUGGACAGGACAGCAUUGCUUAACCAACAUUAACGAAUGUGCCUCCAAUCCAUGUGGAAAUAGUACUUCUAUGAUUUGUUCAGAUCUAAUCAAUAAUUAUGGCUGUAGCUGUGUUAGCGGCCGCUCCGGCUAUAAAUGCAUGUUUGAUAGCGUUGCUAUUGGAGUUCGAUUAGUCGGUGGUAACCACAAUUUUGAAGGCAGAGUGGAAGUUUAUUACAAUAGUCAAUGGGGAACUAUUUGCAACGACAAGUGGAGCAUUAAUAACGCUAAUGUGAUCUGCCGACAGCUAGGAUUUUCUGGAGCUGCUUCUGUACCAUCAACUGCACGAUAUGGCUACGGUUCUGGCAUAAUCGGCUUUGAUGAUAUCCAAUGUAGUGGCAAUGAAACUACAAUUACCAAAUGUCCGCAUCGAUCAUGGGGGAUAAGUAAUUGUGGUCAUUCGGAGGAUGCGGCUGUUGUAUGCAUUGAUAAACCAAUGAAUGCUAUGACUCCACCUCAGCCUCAUCCCGAAACGUGUAUCACAAGACCUCAAGGCUUGAGGUUACCUUGCGACGAUAGACCAUGCGAUCGUUAUAAUGCAACUUGCGUCAAUAUCAACAAUACAAAUUCUUAUACAUGUCGCUGUCAGAUGGGUUUUUUCAAUGGUUCCUCAUGCAUCUCAAAAAUCCCGUAUUCAUUAAUAUCAUUUAAGAAAAUUGGUAGCUUAACUAGUCCAGCUAUGGCUUUAGUAUGCAUUGUAGGCGGUCAUCCGAAACCUAAGAUUCACGUAUACAAAGGGAAUAAGCCUGUUACUUCCGAUGGAAUCGUGACAACCUCUGCAUUUUCAUUUGAUAAAAUCUACUUUAUUUCUACGGUAAACCUAACCUCAGUUAUUUCUGUGCAUUAUGGACGAUAUACAUGUCGUGUUACUUCUUCAUCUCAAAAUAUAACCAGCAAAGCAAUAGUUAUAGAUCCACUAAUCGACGAUUCUAAGACAAUUCAUCAAUUAAUUAUAACAAUAUCAGGUGUUUGUGAUAGUAGUCCAUGUGGAAACAAUGGCUACUGUAGGAGCAGUGCUGAUGAACAAAGCUACAAAUGUUUAUGUUACUCCGGUUUCACUGGAACUAAUUGUCAAAAAGCUAACGUUACCAACCGAUAUCCAUGUGAUAACACGAAGUUAUGUUCAAUUGGAAAGUGCACUAAUGUAUACAACGGUACGAGUUUAACAAGUAUUUGCAAAUGUGAUAUUGGCCAAACAAAUCCAUCAUGCUAUAGAGAUAAAGUGACUUAUUGUCGGGAUCCAUGCAUGAGUAGUCCUUGCAAUAAUGGCUAUUGCUACUCAAUUAGCUUUGGUACUUCUUAUAGGUGCAGCUGCAAGUCUGGCUUUACUGGCAAAACUUGCAAUGUUCAAAUGACCGUUCCUUCCACUCCAGUGGUCAAUGAGCCUAAAAUCCGAUUAGCGAGAGGAUAUAAUCGAUUUGAAGGACGCGUUGAAGUAUUUCGUAAUGGUCGUUGGGGAACAAUAUGCGAUGAUGGUUGGGAUUUAACAGAUGCUAUGGUCGUUUGUCGUCAAUUAGGCUUUACUAAUGCUAUAGGUAAAGGCUGUUGUGGACAGUUUGGAUUUGGUACAGGUCAAAUUUGGUUAAGUAAAGUCAACUGCUAUGGUAAUGAAGGCUCUCUGUCUACUUGCAAUUUAAAUUGGGGUUCAGCUGGCAAUUGUUCACAUCGUAAUGAUGCGGGUGUUAUAUGUAUAGGACCUAAUAGGAAUGGCGACACCCGACUCGUAGAUGUAAGCAAUGAUCAUAAGCACGGACGAGUGGAAGUUUUCUACAAUGGAACUUGGGGAACAGUUUGUAGUGAUGGUUUCGAAUUAACCUCUGCUCACGUUGUAUGCAAGCAAUUAGGAUUUUAUCGAGCUUCUACUUUUAGUCGAACGAGUGAAAACUCGCCUGCGUAUCAGAAUGUGCCAAUUGUUUUGGAUAAUGUACACUGCACUGGCACCGAAUUAUCUAUAUCUCAAUGCAGCAACACUGGCUGGCUUGUAGCUAACGGCUGUACUCAUCACAAAGAUGUUGAAGUAACUUGCCAAGAUGCAUGUCAAGUAGCAAAGUGCGUCAAUGGCCAAUGUGUUGAACAAUUUAAUACUUAUAAAUGUGUCUGCCAACCCGGAUGGGCAGGGGAUAGCUGUGAAUUACGUGACAAUUGUUUAUCACAUCCAUGUUCUGCUAAUGCUACUUGCCUAAACAAUCGAUUUGGCUAUAUAUGCCAAUGUCCGACGUCAUUUUACGGCAAAAACUGUGAACUUGGUCCUGCUAGCAAUGGAGAUGUUCACUUGGUCAAUGGCAGCCAGCCGAAUAUUGGUAGGCUGGAAAUGUAUAACAAUGGCAUAUGGGGAACCGUUUGCGGUACAAAUUUUGAUCAGAAUGACACUAUGGUUGUCUGUCGCCAGUUGGGUUAUAAAUUUGCAUGGUAUAGUCGAUGUUGUGGAGUUCACGGAGCUGGUAAUAAUUACAUGUGGUUGGAUUCAGUCCACUGUAAAGGAGCAGAGCCUAACUUACUAGCAUGUGAACAUAGUGGUCUAGGACUACGCCGUUGCAAUCCGUCUAGCACAGUAUCUGUUGCUUGUCUAAAUGAUGCCUGUUUAUCAAGUCCUUGUUGGAAUGGAGUUUGCAUCUCAACACCAACUGGACACACAUGUAAUUGCUACGCUGGUUGGACCGGCCUUAACUGCGCCACAAUCGGAACACAAAAUAAUACUUGCGCUACAAACCCAUGUCUGAAUGGUAAUUGCAUCAACACCAAUAAUGGAAAUAAUUUUACUUGCCAAUGCCAAGGAGGCUAUACUGGUAGGCGUUGCGAAACAGAAAAUAGAUGCCUCCUGUCACCUUGUGCCAAUGGAACUUGCACUCCUCGACUUGGUGGUUUCACUUGUACCUGUUUAUCUGGUUGGACAGGAGCAUACUGCAACGCAAGUAAUAGCUGUGCUUCGAGUCCUUGUAGCGCCAACGCAACCUGUCAACAGAACAUUGAUGGUCAUCAGUGCUUAUGCACAAUUGGCUAUUACGGCAGUGUCUGUCAAUAUGGGCCAGCAGCUGAUGGAUCUUUAAGAUUAGUCGGUAACAUGGCUAAUAGGGGGUUACUAGAAGUUUAUCGUAACGGCAUGUGGGGUUCAGUUUGUGAUGCUGGAUUCGGUUAUAUGGAAGCAAUGGUAGCGUGUCGCCAAUUAGGAUAUAAUACGGCUGUUCGUGUUCGCUGUUGUGCACUUUUUGGCAAGAGUACUGGCCCCAUUUUGCUAGCCAAUAUCAAUUGCACAGGUACAGAGCAAUCUUUACUCCAAUGCACAUAUGAAAACUGGACAUCGUCCAUGACUGCUUGCACGCACAACAAAGAUGUUGGAAUCCAAUGUUCAGAUGAUUAUUGUGCUUCCAGUCCAUGUGUUUCUGGUUCAUGUAAUUCGCUGAUCAACGGAUACAAUUGUAGUUGUCUUACAGGUUAUAGAGGCAAAAGAUGUGAAUUUAUUGAUGGAUGUUCAGGGAGUCCAUGUUCUACUAAUGCUACCUGCCAAAACAUUGGCAAUACCUUCCGAUGCUUGUGUCCUGGUACUUCUUAUGGCUCAAAUUGUGCCAACGCUGGGCCUCCUGCAAAUGGAGUUAUACAAUUAGCUGGAUCAGCUCAACCAGAUCAAGGCCGCGUAGAAGUCUAUUACAAUGGCAGCUGGGGCACUAUCUGCGAUAAUAACUUCGACUUCAAAGAUGCUACUGUUAUUUGUCAUCAGUUAGGCUAUCUUACAGCACUUACAGCAGGUUGUUGUCCUAUAUCUGGACAAGGAACGGGAUCAGUAUGGCUUAGUAAUUUGCAAUGCGAUGGUACGGAAUCAACGAUAUCUAGCUGCAAGCAUAACGGAUGGGGAAAUAAUACAUGCGCCAAUGCUAAAGAUGCAUCAGUCACCUGCACAAAUAGUUUCUGUGCUUCGUCACCCUGCAUUCUCGGUCAAUGUGCAAGCAAUAGCAAUUCAUAUACGUGUACAUGCAUUUCUGGUUUUACUGGCGUUAACUGCGAAUCAAGAUAUGCCUGUUUCUCCAACCCAUGUCCAGCUAACGCAACGUGUAUCGGUGAUAGCACAUAUUCAUGUCAAUGCCCUCCUGGUUAUUAUGGGCGAUUCUGUGAAAAAGGUCCAGUAAAAGAAGGAGAUAUAACAUUAGUUAACGGACCGACAGCAUUACGUGGUCGAUUGGAAAUAUAUCAUAAUGGCGAAUGGGGAACAGUAUGUGAUCAAAACUUUAACACUACUGAUGGCAAUGUUGUCUGUAGGCAAUUGGGCUAUGCUAGAUCUGUUGGAGUAACGUGCUGUGGAGGAAACGGACAAGGAAUAGGUAAAAUCUGGCUCACCAAUGUCCAGUGUAAUGGCCAAGAAAGUACUUUAUCUCAGUGUUCUCAUACGGGCUGGAAUAAUAAUACCUGUGCACACAGUCGGGACGUUGGAGUUAGCUGUCAACGCGACCCAUGUACUCCAUUCUCACCAUGCUUCCGUGGAUCUUGUGUAGCUAUCAAUUCGGUCAACUAUACAUGCACGUGCUAUCCAGGAUAUACUGGUAGAAACUGCGAUCAAGUCGUUGAUAAUUGCUUACAAAAUCCAUGUUCAAGCAAUGCCACUUGUCAAUCAUUCUUUGGUGGCUACAACUGUGUAUGCCCAGGCACUUCAUUUGGUCCAAUGUGUGAAUAUGCUGCACCUCAAGAAGGUGAUAUUCAACUCAACUACAAUGUAGCUCCUGGAAAUGGCUAUUUAUUGGUGUACCAUAACAAUCAAUGGGGUAGAAUUUGCUUUACUGGUUUCUCUCGUUACUCUGACUUCAAUCAGGAAGUAAUUUGCAGACAGCUUGGAUAUCAAACAUUUCAACCGUGGCUAGCACCGGGUAUAUAUACAGUAGACAAGUCCGUUAUCGUCAACGAUUUAUAUUGCAAAGGAUCUGAAAGUUCGAUCAGACAGUGUACCUACAGUAAGCAAUCAACAGGCUUUUGUACUGGACCUAAUGCUAACAGACCGAUUGGUAUUAAAUGCACAAAUCAUCCAUGUUAUGCAACUGCUGUAUGCAAUCAUGGUUCAUGCAGUGUCUUAACCAAUGGUUCAUAUCAAUGCUUCUGCUACCCUGGAUGGUCGGGAUCUAACUGUAAUCAAAACAUUAAUGAAUGCCAGUCUAAUCCUUGCAGUUCCAACCCAAAUAUGGUAUGCGUAGAUGAAAUUAAUGGUUACUCUUGCAAAUGUGCUGAUGGCUAUACUGGUUAUCAGUGCCGCUACCAGGCAAACAAGAUAGGAAUACGCUUAGUCGAUGGAGGAUCUUAUAUAGAAGGUAGAAUAGAAAUUUAUUCUCAUGGUCAGUGGGGAACAAUUUGUGGUGAUAGUUGGAGCUUGGCCGACGGCAAUGUAGUAUGCCGUCAAUUAGGUUUUCGUGGUGCUCAAGCGGUACCUAAUAUUCAACGAUAUGGUUAUGCCACUGGUCCAAUUAUCUUCGAUGAUGUUCAUUGCGUCGGAUUUGAAAGCUCAAUUUCGAGAUGUCGACAUAGUAGAAUAGGAAUAACAAACUGUGGUCAUGCCGAAGACGCGGCUAUCAUAUGUCAAAAUGCGCCAUUCAACAGCACUAUGUCUAAGCCGUCAAAUACAACAAGUUCUCCACUAGCUUCACUAAUACCAUGUAUUCAGCGGCCUCCAGCACUACAGCUUCCUUGCGACAGUUCGCCGUGCAGCGCUUUCAACACAACUUGUGUCAACAUCUUCAGCGGAACAUCCUUUUAUUGCAAAUGUAAAAUGGGCUAUUUCAAUGGAAUCGGCUGUAUAACUGCAAUACUAGUACAAUUUGAACAAAAUCCGGUUGCGGCUUUUACGACCCUACCAUUAACUUUAACUUGCUCAGCGUAUGGUGAUCCAUUACCAAAAAUAGCAUUCUAUCGUGAAUCUGAAGCGAUUACCACCGGCCCUACUAUAUCAAUAUCAACAACUCCUAAAUCCUACUCUGUGACUCUAACAUUGUCUACGCCGUAUGUAAAUGCCUAUUCUAACCCUAACAGCGUAGAAUUCCGAAAUAUCGAAAGCAGUGUGACCAAUCAAGUUAGGCAAACUUUUGCAGCGAACGCUGUAUCAAGCAACAGCUUUGUAGACGUCAGAGUUGUUUCUAUUAGUCGCUGUAGUACCUGUGCUAGUAGCAGUAUCAACGUCAACUGUGCUAUCUAUUUGAGAUCGACUUCCACCGUACUUCUCAACCAAGUGCAACAAGUUGCAAACACUAUUAAAUCUAUCGGUAGCAUUCAAGUAGCCAACACCACUACUAAUAAUUAUAACCUUUGCAGUACAUCCUUGAAUAACUGUAGCCAAAAUCAAAAUUGUAUGACAAUUGGAUCAUCUAUUCGAUGUGAUUGUAAACCAGGAUUUAAGAAAAACGGCACUGUUUGUUCAGACAUUAACGAAUGCUUAAGUAACAUCUGUCCACCCAAUACCAAUUGCCGUAAUACCAUCGGUUCAUAUAAUUGCCCAUGUAACAGUGGAUACAUAUUGGAUUCAUCUAAUUUCUGUCAAAGCAUAUGCCCAACUGAUUACUGUUUAAAUGGUGGAACUUGCACAACUUUUAAUAAUAAACCAGUAUGCUCUUGCAAUAAUCCAUAUCGAGGCAACCGAUGCGAAACAGGUUCCUCUACGCAAACUGGCACUAUCAUAGGUAUAGCAUUGGGUAGUGUUGCUGCUAUCAUUAUUACCAUGAUCAUUCUGGUCGUCUAUAUUAAGCACAAAUCCGUCCCAGUGAAAAGGCAAUGCUCAUAG